Messenger RNA from Catharus ustulatus (Swainson's thrush), 1134 nucleotides. RefSeq lists its product as uncharacterized. The coding region runs from base 368 to 880 and encodes 170 amino acids. The transcript is spliced from 8 exons. Gene Ontology annotation, cellular component: extracellular region. Gene Ontology annotation, molecular function: hormone activity. The record is from RefSeq and is a predicted model, not a curated record. Lineage: Eukaryota; Metazoa; Chordata; Aves; Passeriformes; Turdidae. Gene Ontology annotation, biological process: brain development; positive regulation of pancreatic juice secretion; positive regulation of somatostatin secretion.
CAAGAAGCUGCAGGGAUUUAUUUACAUGCUGAAUGGAUCUUUUGACAUUUACCAUUCUGAGCUGGGGUUUACUGCAGAUUUCAGCCAAGGGUUUGGCAGGAAGCAAACAACUGGAAGAUACAACUUCGACCAAAAUGACCGAGGUCUGCUCCAGCACAACCCAGAGCUCCCAACAAAUAUUUUGCUGCCCUUGCUCCUGCAGCCAGCCAUAGAUGUCACCAGUGUGUCCAUAGAUGUCACCAGCACCUUCCCUCCUGACUUCAGACCAAGCAGGCACAACUCCAAGCAGGAGGAAGGCAAAAAAUAAAGGAGUGCAUUAUAAAUUGCAAGUAGAGCUGCUGUGUGAUCCUUGAGGAAGGGAGAGAACAUGGUUUCCCUGAUGACAGCUCUGCGGCAAGUAAUUAUUCCUAUGAUUGUCCUGUCCCACGCCUCAGCAUCUCUGUCAUCCCGGGAGAGGACGGAGCGCCACGCGGAUGGGCUGUUCCACAGCGAGCUCAGCAAGAUGAACGGCAAUGCCUACGUGCAGCAGCUGGUCAAGAACCUGGUGGGCCUCAAGGACAGGUCCCAGAGGCACUCGGAUGGGUUGUUCACCAGCGAGUACAGCAAGAUGAGAGGCAACGCCCAGGUUCAGAAAUUCAUCCAAAACCUCAUGGGCCGCAAGCGCAGCUCUCCUGGCCCAAUCAACACAGACAUGCAGGGGAGAGAGGGAGUGAACAACCCUGAGGAACUUUGCUUUCUCUGGUUGUACCAGAGCUUUCUGAACACCAGCCGCUCGGACAGAGAUGCCAGGGAGGCUGCUGCCAUUACCAGCCAGUACAUUUGCCCCUUCUCUAAGCAGCUGGUUGCAGACAUGAAGGAAGACACAGAUGAUUCUGAAUAAGGUGAAGAGAAAGAAACAGCCAAGGAGACAUGCAUGGCCUUGAAAAUAAACAGGGAAGCUCUUGUUUAGGAAAAACUCUUGAGAUAGGCAAAUAAAUAAAAAUAAUCCUGGAAAGCAGUCAAAAACCAAUGAAACCUCUGAGAUUAUCCAAAGUGAAUUGUGUGUGGGUGUGUACUCCUGUCAGUAGAUGGAGCCUGAGUGAAGCACAAUCCUUCCACUCUGUAUUGACAUCUGGCAGCCUGUGCUGAUCCCAA